Molecule: messenger RNA, 770 nt
Organism: Coniophora puteana RWD-64-598 SS2
Lineage: Eukaryota; Fungi; Basidiomycota; Agaricomycetes; Boletales; Coniophoraceae
Exons: 3
Coding region: 495-761 (88 amino acids)
Source: RefSeq, a predicted model, not a curated record
AGCGUUCUUCCUUUCUCCUCGGACAAUGAUGGUCAACUUACCAGCCAACUUACCAGCCAAGCGGCAAGAAAAGUGUAAAGAUUUAGGCCGCAAUACCUAUGGCAUAGUGUACCCUGUGUACAGCAUCACUUCAAGAUGCGGGGCUAGUUACUCCGAGAUUUGAUCGGAGGAUGGUUGAUGGAGAUGAUCUUCCUACCUUUACUAUUAGGGACCUCCCUAGUCUCGAACCAGACGCAGAGCUGCCCAUAGGGCCGAAAAAGCUCCGUCAUCAAGAGCGUCUGGUUCGAGACUAGGAUCUCCCAGGAAAUCCUCCACUCCCUUCACGCAGUCGCCGCCUUCCCUUGCUUGAGAUGAGGCCACACCGCCCAUUCAACGACUGCGGUCCGAUGAUGAAGUGGACAUAGUCAUGUCAGGCUUAUUUGUCAUAAGCACCCAACCCUGUCCUGGAGGGAGUGCUCCUCGGGCACAAUGUCGACGGUGAUCCUCGGUCUUGCAUGCCUACCAGCAUUGUGGCCGCAACGCCGCCUCUUUUGAUCAAGAGCGCCUGUUUGGGAUUCAUACAGAGAGGCCCGUCGAGCGUUGAGAUCCGUUCGCAGCUUACAUACUAUUAUACAGCGAGGAUUCCUGUUAUUCGCCACAAGAUCCAAGUUGCAAUGUCAAGCUACUCGCCGUCUCUCACCGUACACUGGUUGGUAUGUUGUAGCGUAACAAACCUUGGUUCCGAUGAAUUGAACACCAUUCCUUCAUUGCAUAGCACAUGACAGUUUUCC